Molecule: messenger RNA, 3039 nt
Organism: Aaosphaeria arxii CBS 175.79
Lineage: Eukaryota; Fungi; Ascomycota; Dothideomycetes; Pleosporales
Exons: 8
Coding region: 299-2971 (890 amino acids)
Biological process (GO): regulation of DNA-templated transcription; DNA-templated transcription
Molecular function (GO): DNA binding; DNA-binding transcription factor activity, RNA polymerase II-specific; zinc ion binding
Source: RefSeq, a predicted model, not a curated record
CAUGACCAUCAAUAUUCAAUUAGUGCGGAUUAUCCUUGACGCGAACGAAGAAAAACUGGUGCUUCUGGCCGAAGAGUUGCGUUCAUACCUUGGGGAGGGGAACUAGAGGUUUUCGCCUCAACUCCACAAACGUGCGGGGUUUCCGCCGGUCGCCGACAUCACAACUCACAGCUGACAACACAUCACACACACUGUGACCCCUCGAAAAUCUACCAUAAUCACACGUCGAGACUUGAAAUCAGUUGUAGUCCUGAUAGAAUCGCGCCAGGUGUCUAGGAGAGAUGCUGGAGUGCCGACCAUGCCCCCCCAAACAAAGCAACAGCCGAAGAGGAAGCACGUCACAACUGCAUGCAUCUCAUGUCGCGAAAGCAAAGUCAAAUGUGACGGUGUAACCCCAACAUGUCGUAAUUGCGCGAACAAAGGCAAGGAGUGUCGCUACCAGGCGGGAGAAGACAAGCGCAAGCUAUCUCUUCGAGUGGCGAUCGAGCUUCUAUCUGCUCGAGUCUCCCAAUUAAGUCGCCACAUCGAAAGCAAUGGUCUGCAAGUUCCAGCCAUGACUCCAAGUGACGAGAAAGCACUGAAGCGUGUCUUGGAUACCCUUGGAUUAGCUCAGGUGGAAACAUCACAUAGCCAGCAGGAGGGCGAAUCUCAGAACGAUACCGUGACGCAGCAACUUACUCCAGCAUCAGAGUCUCAAUCAGCCAACAUCCUACCAGUUCAAAAGGAUGCCGCAAUCAUAGACGAAAAUAACACAACAAGAGAUAUUCAUACUUCUCCAGGACUCUCAAAUCGGAGUUGCGACGAGACCGAGCGAAACGUAUCCACGUUCCCAAUCCAAACCACGUCCGUGGAUGGCUUCCCACUUCAAAUCGAUAAAGGUGCUGCUGAGUUAUCCCCGAAUCAUCAGCCAAUGAUGAACACCACAUGUUUGACUGGCGAUGCUGCGUCCACAUGGCCAUGGAAUGGACAAAACCCAACCAACAUCAAUAUGCCGCUGCCAUUCCCGGAUCAUGUCUCAGAAACACAACCGAUCAACGACCUGCCGCCUGUCAUCAAUGACACCGGGGAGCAGAUCCCUACCGCAGGCGUGGACGAGCCGACCCCGGAUGAAGAGGCCACAGAAUCCGAUGUCAUGGAGGAAGAGUUAGUCGAACGUCUCUCCUACCGGAUGGGCACUCUACAGGUUGAACCAAAUGGCCAGAUUCGUUACUACGGGGCAACAUCAAAUUUCAACUUGAUCGAGAUGCCGGCGUCAGAUAAUCUAACAAUUCACCGUACGGUAAGGAAUAACGGAGCCGAGAGCCUAAGUCUGCUGGGAUUGAACAAGGAGGUCCCACCAGAAAUUGAAGCACAUAUGAUCAAUUUGUACUUCACUUGGCAAGAUCCCAGCUUUCACGUCGUCGACAGAGCGAUGUAUGAACAGGCGAAGAUGAAGUGGGAGGAUGACAAAGAGGAUACACCGUAUUAUUCCGAAGCAUUGAGGAACUCCAUGUGUGCAUUAGGCGCCGCUUUUGAAACUCGCUACCACCCCACGUUCGUCACUUUCCCAAAGUCGCUCGCAGACUUUUUUGGCGAUAGGGCAAAGGCCCUACUGGAGAUAGAGCUCGACUGUCCAAAUGUGGCUACCGUUCAGGCAAUGGUGGUUCUCAGCGCCCACGACAUUGGGUGCAAACGGGAUGCCCGUGGAUGGCUCUACAGUGGCAUGGCCAUGCGCCUUGCAUUUGAUCUUGCUCUACAUGUCGAUGUUUCGCAUUACGUUUCAAGCGGAGCUAUUGGUGUAGCCGAAGCUGAGUUACGCCGGACUGUGUUUUGGGGCGCGUUCACUGUCGACAACCUUUGGGGAUAUUACCUUGGCCGUCCUUUCCGUAUCAAUAUUGAAGAUGUUACAGUUGGAAAACCUGGCGAAGGCUUUGCGCCCCGGCAACCUGGACAAUGGAUCCCUUAUACUUCUGCAAAGAGUCUGGAGAUCCAUUCACCAAUCCCAGACUAUGUCGAAGAGCUGAACAAAGAGCGUGUAACACUCACUGAGAUCAUGGCACCUCUUGGACAUGUACUGUACGGUAGCCUGAAAACGACCAGCAAAGCUCUUCAAAAGCUCAAUGCAGCAACGGUUGAUAAUCUGCUGGAGUGGGAGGCACAGCUACCAUCAGUCCUACAGGUUGAUCUAUCCGAUUUCACAACACCCUAUCUUCCACAUGUUUUACUCCUGCAUAUGCAGUACCAUCAAAAUCUAAUUCACGCCCAUCGCCCCUGGAUGUCGAAAAGCUACGUCCAGCCGUCCCCGCCCCAAGGCCCCGGCCACUCCCACGCUCGCCAAGUGUGUGUAUCUUCUGCUGUCGCCAUCGCUAAACUUCUUUCCCUCUACGAAUCGCACUGGACGCUCCGACGCAUGAACAUCCAGGGUGUUUCAAUAACCUGCUCCGCCGCUUUGCUUCUCACCUUCGCAGGCAUAUCUCGCUACCAAGGCCAUUCCACAGAAACGACGGCCAUGCAUCUGAGUGUUUGUUUCAGAGCGCUUGAUGAGUUUGGACCUUCCUGGGAAAGCGCAAAAAGGGCCCGGGAGUACCUUGUUAGGUUACAGAGGGAGUGGAAGAAUAGGGCGAGGCUAAGCCACCCACUCCCCACCCAGCAGAACCCCGCAGCAUUCCGCGGGCUGCAUCAAGGAUCUUCGUUCAUGGCGCAUGGGGCAUCUUCAAGGAAGAGAACGAGGCAUUCAAGUGAUACUGAGUCAAGGACUUCAGCAACGAGUUAUCAAGACGCAUCUCCAGGACAGCAAUUGCCGCAUCAACAGACGGGAUAUGGUGCUAUGAAUGGCAGUAGUGUGCAAGGAGAAAUGGAUGUCGACUUAGGUUUGGAGUUGGACUGGAUGUUUCUCUGGGAUAAUCAGGUGCCCCGGGGUAUGGGGGUUGAGGAUGGGAUGUAUUCAAUGCCUAUGGAUAGGUUCAUGCAUCCACUUGAUCGACGUAUGUAGUGUUCAAUUCAUGUAUACUUUUUCAUUUUUCUAUAUCCUAAGUAGGCCUCGAACGUUUAAUGACCCGC